AUGAUCAAGAUGAUUCCGGGCGAGAUAUUUGCAGAAGAUUUGAUGAGUACUGUGGUCAGAUAUGGACUAUACAUUGGCGCCGCUUUUCAACUGGUUUGUUUGUUAGCUUGUGUAACUCUUACGGAUGAACAAAGCGACUCCCACCCGUACGAGAAGGCCUAUACAGAUAGUGAUGAAUGUAGCUCUGAAGCAAUCUUCUCCGGGUCACCGUGCGACUGUAUCACGAGCACGCCGUCA
Molecule: messenger RNA, 237 nt
Organism: Iphiclides podalirius (scarce swallowtail)
Lineage: Eukaryota; Metazoa; Arthropoda; Insecta; Lepidoptera; Papilionidae
Source: the annotation of a GenBank genome assembly